This is a messenger RNA of Drosophila eugracilis, 3531 nucleotides long. RefSeq names its product adenylyl cyclase X E-like. NCBI's taxonomy places the organism in Eukaryota, Metazoa, Arthropoda, Insecta, Diptera, Drosophilidae. Gene Ontology annotation, molecular function: adenylate cyclase activity. The record is from RefSeq and is a predicted model, not a curated record. Gene Ontology annotation, biological process: cAMP biosynthetic process; intracellular signal transduction; adenylate cyclase-activating G protein-coupled receptor signaling pathway.
AUGAACAGAAAAAUCUUUAGAAAACCGUACAGAUUUAGGUUUGGGUCAUGUAAACUCGAAUUCGCUGCUGAGCGCCAAUGGGAACAAAGCUUUUUGAGGGACAAAUGUAAGGAUUUGAAUUUGGAGGAAGAGUAUAAGAAGUAUCAGAUCCGUCUAAUGGUCAGUUACCUAACCGUUUUCAUCCUACUGUUUUUACUGGUGGUUACAUGCAACAAUCUAAUCUUAUACUAUGGCAUCGAGUAUUUCGAAAGUGCCUAUAUAGAUAUUAUUUGUGAUGUAACGACAUUUGCAUUGGUAGCUGGCAUAUUGGCCGUAAAUUUUGUUGAGUCCUUCGUAUUUCGUCACAGUUGGGUAAUGCUAUGCUCCUCAGUUUUGUCGGCAUAUAUUGUGGUAAUCUGCGAUAUUACGCAAAACAUGUAUCAUUAUUACCAUUCAAGUUGGCCUCUAAAUACCUCAUAUGAUGUUUUUGCUCUGUGCAUGAUCUAUAUGUUCCUGCCGAUACCUUCUAUCAAGGCAGCAGCCUUAUUAGCAUUCUCAGUCAGUGUUAUAUACAUUUUCUACUUUUUGCACUUUAUACCAUUUGGCCAAAAAGCCAUGGCAAGUCCUGUUCGCGGCUUGGAGUUAAUAACCGUCGAAGUAGUUCACUACCUGGGCUUCAACAUGAUGGGCAUUUUCUUCCGAAUAUUCAACGACACCAUCGUGCGCGCCUCCUUCCUGGACCGCUAUCAGUUCAUUAAGGAGGAGAUAUGGUUACGUCAUGCUCUGCGCCAGGAAUCGACGAUUUUGGACAGCAUUCUGCCACCUCAGAUUGCGAAGCCCAUCCAAACCAGCAUUAAGGAAAAGAUUAUGAAAUCGGACAGUGAUUAUGACACCUUCGACUUUGGUCGCCGGAAAAGAGAAAGCUUAGUGACUUUCCAGAUACAUCCCGAUGUCAGUAUUCUCUACGCCGAUGUAGUAAACUAUACCCACUUGACAACAACUCUGACGGUGGAAAACUUGGUGAAGGUUCUGCAUGACCUCUACGGCAGGUUCGAUAUGGCUGCGUCUUUUUUUAAGGUGCAGCGCAUUAAAUUUCUAGGCGACUGCUACUAUUGUGUAGCUGGUCUAGCAGGGGCUGACCCCGAUCACGCCAAAAUGGCCGUGUCCUUGGGCAUUUCCAUGAUAGCCAACAUUCAGGAGGUGCGGUUGCAACGUUCUUUGAACAUCGAUAUGCGCAUUGGAGUCCAUUCAGGAAGUUUGAUUUCAGGUGUCAUCGGAAAAGCCAAGUUGCAGUUUGAUAUUUGGGGUGCUGACGUGGAUAUUGCCAAUCGUCUGGAGGCGACCGGAAAACCGGGCUAUGUGCACGUCAGUGGGCGAACUUUAAGUCACUUAGACCCCAAAGACUACACGAUAUUUUCGGGCACAGAAAAGGCCAAAUUGGAUCCAGUUCUGCAAAAGAAUCCGAUGAGCACCUAUCUUCUAACAGCAGCACCAAACCGCGAUUCAUUCAAAUCCUUAAAAGAAUUCCGCUCCUAUGGUAGCAUGGAAUUUAAAACAUUGGAAACAGAACGAAGAACUCAGGUCGUCGCUGAUGGCUCAAUAUCCGAAGAGUUGCGUGAUGGGUUCGACAAGAUGCCAGUUGGGGGCAUUAAAUGUCGAUCAGCCUGCUGCCGCCGAGAUACGGAUACGAAUAAAGAGAAAUCCAAUCGCGAUUUGGGAAUUUUUUGUGUAGCAUUUAAGAACUCAUCACUGGAAUGGAACUAUCUCCAUCAACCAGACUAUCUCUUUAAGUACUCAAUCAUGCUGGCUUGGGGCGUUGGGUGUUGUCUGAUCUACGCUCAGACAGUGACCACCAAAAUUGCUUGUAAUGAAUGCAUUAUUAUUGAUCUGAUAGCGUUUGUAUUGCUUACUUCUAUGCUGUGUAUCGCGUGGUACAAGAAAGUCUGUUGGUGGCUAUAUGAUAAAUAUAGCCCCAGGAAGUAUGGAAAAUGCAGCUGUUUUAUAUUUUAUAUCUUUGAGAAGAUCCAGCACAGUUUUGUACUGCGCAUUGUUGUUUAUAUGACGGUUUUAGCUUGCUACUUCAUGGUGAUCUGUUUGAUAGUUGUGACCUGUGACCAAAGUCAGUUUCAGUUGGAUUGGAUUGAUAGUAAGCUCUUUCACUACGAACUGGAUAGGGAGACCUGUUUCCAUCCGUGGGUCUUCACGAACAUGAUGGCUCUAAUCCUUGCCACAAGCUACACUUUUGCGCGCAUUCCAUUCGCUCUAAAGACAAUUAUCGCCUGCCUUGAAGCUCUUGCUCACCUCUUGAUCGUAUACUUCCAAUACAGAUUUGUGUUCCAUCACAGCCUCACCACGACUCCCCAUCUGUCCGCGGAAUUCGCGCACUUCAUUCGAGUGAGCAUGAUGUUGAUCACUAUGUAUGCUAAGGAGCGUCAGUCAGAGUUCAACACAAAGAUGAACUACAAGCUCAAUGUGGACCUGCAAAACAAACAAAAGGCGGCCGAUGUCACGAACCAAUCAAUCAUAAUUCUGCUCAAUAACAUUCUUCCUUCUCAUGUUGUCGAUGUCUACCUUAGUUCAGUAGCGAAACACGAACUGUAUUGUGAAAAUUAUCGUAAGGUAUCAGUCAUGUUCGCCAUGAUUAUGAAUUUCCGAAUGGACAUAAAAAGCUUACGGGUAAUAAACGAUAUCAUAACCGAGUUCGAUAAGUUGUUGAUUGCGUACAGGGAAUAUUACGUUGUUGAGAAGAUCAAAGUCGUUGGCUGCACAUAUAUGGCAGCUUGUGGAUUGGAUAUUAAUCUGGCUUCAAAAAUUCGCGACAGCACGUUUGUAAGCAGUAGUUCGGCAUCAACCGAUUUGGAACGGUUUAGCAGUCUUCGAUAUUCAUCUGACAGAACUAACAACCGUGAUGAGGUGGCCUUUAUAAUGACUUCGUUCGCUUUAGACCUUAUGCGUGUCAUGUCUGCGUGCAACACGGCAUAUAAGACUAAGCCCUUCGAUCGGGCAUUAUCCAGUGGAGAGCUCUGCAUAGGCAUUUCCACCGGCGAGAUAAUGGCCGGCGUGGUUGGUGCUUCCCAGCCGCACUACGACAUCUGGGGUAAUCCCGUCAACAUGGCCUCCAGAAUGGAAUCGACGGGGCUGCCUGGACAUAUUCAGGUGACGGAGGAGUCCGCCAAAAUUUUAGAGGAGUUUGACAUUCAGUGCGACUACCGCGGCUUGACCUUUGUAAAGGGUCGUGGCGAAAUUCCCACCUACUUCGUGGGCAUCGAUAAGGACUUAAAGUUUAUUGCCAAGAACAGCCCUCAGUCCUCUGCACGGCAUUCGAUACACGCUUCAGAGAUAAUUCUGUACGGCAAAAAUUAUGAAGAAUAAUUGUUCGAAAAAAAUUCGUCGUAUUAUGAAAGUAGCUGAAAUGCAUAUUGUGGGCUACGUAGCUCAGGUAUUCCGAUCUUAUUUUGCUGUCUGGGAAAUCUGAGAUACGUAGCUUUUCGAAAUGAAUUUGAAUCUACUUAUCCCAUUUUUAUUUUGAAAUUAAAACGUUUUUACUAAUAA